Molecule: messenger RNA, 2968 nt
Organism: Puntigrus tetrazona (Sumatra barb)
Lineage: Eukaryota; Metazoa; Chordata; Actinopteri; Cypriniformes; Cyprinidae
Product: collagen alpha-1(I) chain-like
Exons: 49
Coding region: 41-2812 (923 amino acids)
Source: RefSeq, a predicted model, not a curated record
GAAAAGAGUUGCAUUUAAACAUGGUGAUGUUAUAUUAGGCAUGGAUGGAAGGAGAUACCGGCUCCUCAGUGGAUCUCCAGGGCCUGUUGGGCCACCAGGGAGAACUGGGUGCGCAGGCAAAAGGGGCUAUAUUGGAUACAAGGGUGAUAAGGGUUCUAAAGGAGACCAAGGAGCCGAUGGACCAAGAGGUAUACCAGGACCACCAGGUCCACCAGGACUUCCAGUCCUCUACCUUUGGAGGAACACAGAGGAGGAUUGGGCUACGUUUAAGAGAACAUCUUAUUACCAAUUGCUCGCAGCUGGAUGGCCUAGACAGGCAGGACACCCUGGACCAAUGGGUGACACAGGGAGACCUGGUUUACCUGGGUUUCCUGGAGAUCCUGGUCAGAUGGGACCACCAGGCAUAAGAGGCGAAAUGGGUGGCAUUGGACCAAAGGGUGUUCGCGGCAGAGCAGGAACUCAAGGAAGAGAUGGAGAGAAAGGUCCGGAUGGGGUGACAGGAUCUCCAGGGGUUCCUGGCUUACAGGGUCCUCGCGGUUAUAAAGGUGACACAGCGCCCCCUGGUGAGAAAGGAGAUGAGGGUUUUCCUGGUGCCCCUGGAAUCAGAGGAGACAAAGGACAGACUGGCCAGAAGGGCUCAAAAGGAGAUAUUGGGUUUACUGGCUUUUCUGGCCCUUCAGGACCGGUUGGUUUACAAGGUGUUCAAGGGAUUCGUGGACCACCUGGUCCUAAGGGGGAUCCAGGAAAUGAUGGAAAACGUGGUCCUCCAGGGACAGUGGGAGCACCAGGUGCUACAGGAUUGGUUGGGGCACAAGGUGUUAAUGGCUCAGAAGGGGAUGCUGGACCUGCUGGCCCUGUGGGGCGGAAAGGCCCUCAGGGGCCUAGAGGGAUCGAGGGAGACAGAGGCCCACCUGGUGAUCCUGGAUCCCAGGGUCUUCAAGGUCAGGCGGGUCCACAGGGUCUCAAAGGUGACAUAGGGCCAGAGGGUCCAGCAGGUAACAGAGGGCUACAAGGCAUUGAAGGGCCCAUGGGUACAACUGGAUAUCCAGGUCCAAAAGGCAUUCCAGGUGUCACAGGCAGUAGGGGACCAGAUGGAGAGAUGGGUGACAGAGGACCAAAGGGGAAAAAGGGAUCAUGGGUCCACAGGGCGAAAAAGGGGCCAGUCAGGCCUCCUGGUUUACCUGGUGUCAAAGGUCACCCAGGUACUCCAGGUAUUCAGGGUGUAGAUGGUGAAGUGGGUCCUCAGGGAACGCUUGGAAAAGAGGGUCAAAAGGGCAGCAGGGGUGAACCUGGUGUUAAAGGAAGAACAGGACUCAGAGGAUCCAGGGGUCGAGCAGGCCAACAUGGUUCCCCUGGUGUACCUGGAAUAGUGGGUUUACGAGGCCCAGUUGGUGCCGAGGGACCAGAAGGAAAGCCUGGUACACAGGGUGUUUCUGGUUCUGUUGGAAGCCCGGGGGAUAAAGGACCUGAUGGCCUGAAGGGCGUGACUGGAGAAGCAGGAAAACAAGGCCCUCCUGGCUCACAGGGCCAACCUGGACAACCAGGCCAAGAUGGCACUCGGGGUCCUCCUGGUGAGAAGGGCUUCACUGGUAAACCAGGCAUUGCAGGUGCUCAAGGGCCUGUAGGCAUGUAUGGUUAUCCAGGAGCCACAGGCCUUCGUGGGCAGCCAGGUCACAUUGGAGAGAGGGGUGAACCUGGCAUCAGGGGUCCUCUGGGUCCACCAGGGCAAAGAGGGCUACCUGGUUUACCAGGUCCGGCUGGUGAGAGGGGCUCACGUGGACCACCGGGUCACCAAGGGGUAACAGGACCCGCUGGCUUGCGAGGAUUGCCUGGGCCCUCGGGAUUCCCAGGGGUUGAAGGAGUAGCUGGAAAGCAAGGCCCCCAAGGAAGCCAGGGGCCUCGGGGACCACAGGGAAAACAAGGAGCGAUUGGAUUGCCAGGUUCACCGGGAACAAGUGGAAUGGUUGGUCAAGCAGGAGAAAAAGGAGGGCAGGGAUUGCCAGGACCUUCAGGUGACCCUGGAUCUGUUGGAUUGAAUGGUCCACAGGGCCAUCCUGGUCCAGCCGGUUUUGAGGGGCCAACAGGGCCAAAAGGAGAACAUGGAUCAGCUGGACCUACUGGGAAGCCUGGUCAAAAUGGCUUUCCGGGAGAACAGGGACCUCAGGGCUCUCAGGGAAUACGGGGCACACCAGGACCGCGUGGAAAAGAGGGAGGUAUUGGACCUCCAGGUGAUAUUGGUGACCCUGGGCCUAAAGGACAAAAGGGUGGCCCUGGACUUCGAGGAUUCUCUGGACGACAAGGCCCAUCUGGAUUUUUGGGGGACAGAGGAGAGAGAGGACUGAAGGGGAAUAAAGGCUACACUGGACCACUUGGUCAGAAUGGAUUGAUGGGGAAGUCUGGUCCAUCGGGUUUGAUGGGUCUAGAGGGUUUGAUGGGCCUUCGGGGACCACCAGGAGCAAAUGGUUCUCCAGGCCCAAAGGGGGAAACUGGAUCACCUGGGGCACCUGGCCAUCCUGGAGAUCAAGGCAAUCGGGGAAUAGCUGGGCAGAGAGGCUUAAAAGGGGUUAUGGGGAAGGCAGGACCUCAGGGAGCCUUGGGUCCCAGAGGCCCCGAGGGCUUAUUGGGUCCAAAGGGUGUGCCGGGACAAGAGGGACCUAAAGGUGAACCAGGAAGGCAAGGACCUCCAGGGCAGACGGGACCACCUGGCCCUCCUGGUACUGAAGGACCUUCUGCAUUACCAGGAAAUGAGGGACUUCCAGGAGAAAUGGGACCUGAUGGCCCUGUCGAUUCCCACCAGGGCCACAAGGUCUAAUUGGCAAAUCUGGGCCUCAGGGAAGGCAUGGACCGAAAGGUCAGAAGGGAAAUGAUGGUCUGGAUGGACCUCCUGGAAAACCUGGGCAUGCUGGGAAGAGAGGGAAAAAGGGAAAAGCUGGUCAGAGGGGUCUUAGAGGACCUAGAGGGGAGAAGG